ACGUUGCCUGUGGCUCCCUGCGAGCCAACGGCUAGCGCUGCCGGAGAUUUGACUGAGAGCGUCGGCUUGGUGAGCACUGUGGGCUUGGCUGACACUUUUCCUUUGACAGUAUUUUUCCUUCCUCCAUUUCCUGUGGGAUUUUAGAAAGGAAGCCGUCUCCUUAGGGCUGUACUCCUUAGUCCAGGGACUAUCAGUAAUCUACGUGGGAAGGACUAGUCCGAGUGCCCAAGACCGCGGGCACGAUGAGAGGACAUGGAUGGUCGGAAAGAGCUGCGUAAGGUCAGGCAAGAGGGAUGCUGUGGAAACUAGUGCUCCGCGGUGCUACCUCUGCUUCUGCUCUGUCAGGUGGGCUCACCCGGGAUGGACUCAGUAUCCCUGUAUAAUGGAUUCUGAAUUAAUGCAUAGUAUAGUAGGAAACUAUCUUAACCCCCCAGAAAGAGUGUUCGUUCCAUCAUUCACCCAGAGUAAUGAAUCAUCUCAAACUCACUACUCUGUGAACUUAGAAGUUACCUCUCCUAAAAUGCUUCGGAGUCCAAAUAACCAAGCUCUUAUUUUAGCCUUAAAAACUCUUCAGGAAAAGAUUUAUCGUUUAGAGUUAGAGAGAACACAAGCUGAAGAUAAUCUAAACAUUCUUUCCAGAGAAGCAGCACAGUAUAAAAAGGCCUUGGAGAAUGAAACAAGUGAGAGAAAUCUGGCACAUGAGGAACUGAUAAAGCAGAAAAAGGAUAUAAGUAUGCAGUUAAGUUCAGCACAGUCUCGCUGUACCCUUCUAGAGAAGCAACUAGAAUAUACAAAGAGAAUGGUUCUUAAUGUAGAGCGAGAGAAGGAUAUGAUCCUAGAACAACAGGCCCAGCUUCAAAGGGAAAAAGAACAGGAUCAUAUGAAGCUGCAAGCAAAACUUGAAAAGCUUGAUGUUUUAGAAAAAGAAUGUUUUAAACUUACAACAACUCAGAAAACUGCUGAGGACAAAAUUAAACAUUUAGAGGAAAAACUAAAGGAAGAAGAGCAUCAGCGUAAGCUCUUUCAAGACAAAGCAUCUCAGCUUCAAACUGGACUUGCAAUCAAUAGAAUUUUAAUGGCUUCAGUGUCAAAUCCAAAGUGCUCCAAGGAAAAGAAGAAAUCUUCAAAGAAAACUAAAUGUUUAAAGAGAGGACCACCUCAGCAAAUUUAUUCCAAGUUUGGAUCACUGCCUGUUGUGGCUGAGAAGUCUGCCAGUGCAAGCCAUUCUGUGAAUGCAAGUACACAGAACCUCCUGCAGACUAUGCAACAUUAUGGGCCACAUAUCCUUCAGAAACCAGCUAAAGUUAUUGAACCUAGGUAUCUGUACAAGCCUUCUAGAACAACUUCUCAAUGUAAGGCUGUACCUUCUGACUCAGAAAAGUCCAUUUCCAUUUGUGACAAUUUGUCUGAACUUUUGAUGGCAAUGCAAGAUGAGCUGGACCAAAUGAGUAUAGAGUACCAAGAACUACUGAGUCAAAUGAAAGAAACUGAAAGCCAGUCAGUCUGUGAAGACAUAGAAUGUGAACUAGAGCAUUUAGUCAAGAAAAUGGAAAUUAAAGGAGAACGAAUUUCCAAACUAAUGAAGCAUCAAGAUAGUGUUCGUAAACUUCAGCAAAAAGUUCAAAGUUCAAAGAUGAGUGAAGCUUCAGCUAUUCAGCAACAAGAUAGCAACCUGAAAGGAUCAAAGAACAUUAAAAAUAGCCCUAGAAAAUGUUUACUAACUAAUUCUCUUCAAAAGAACAGCAGCUUUCAUCCAAUACGAGUCCAUAACCUUCAAAUGAAAUUGAGAAGAGAUGAUAUCUUGUGGGAACAGUAACACAGUAGCAAAACUAUCACCUUAAAUGAACUCUGUCAUUGAGAUCCUGAACUGUCUAAAGUGCUUUUAAUUCAAUAUACCUUUAUGAAAUUUUGAAUUAUGUUUCUAGCCUUUAUAAAUUGUAGUAUUUUUUAAAUUAAUGCCUGAUGACCUCCGAAGAGUCCCAAAUAAUAAAUGAUUGCUUU
Messenger RNA from Phacochoerus africanus (Common warthog), 2001 nucleotides. It is a transcript of the gene CEP57L1, whose product is annotated as centrosomal protein 57 like 1. NCBI's taxonomy places the organism in Eukaryota, Metazoa, Chordata, Mammalia, Artiodactyla, Suidae. Gene Ontology annotation, cellular component: centrosome. Bases 257 to 1816 code for a protein of 519 amino acids. The record is from RefSeq and is a predicted model, not a curated record. The transcript has 11 exons. Gene Ontology annotation, molecular function: gamma-tubulin binding; microtubule binding; identical protein binding.